AUGUUGGAAGAAGUAGCUGGCAUGUUUUUGUCAUUAUUUUCGCUUUUCUGGAGCGAUAGACCCCGCGUAUCUUUUCGAGAACAAAUUGACUCGGAAGAAGGAGGGGUAGAUGAUGGUAGAUGGCAACCGUAUAUCAAUGAAGAAUACGAGAACUUUCUUACUAACGAACAGUUAAACUCAGUGUUGGUUAAUGAAAGAUUAACAGAUUAUACAAGGCUUGGUGGUGCUUCCUCUGGGCGGAGAAGUUAUUGGGAGUCGAGUCGGAAAAGUUUAUGGACAACUCUAAGUGUUACGUUCGCCAUAUUCCCUUCAACGGUUUUCAUAAUACGGUUUCUUUAUGUUGAUUUAAACACAACGGAUCUUUGUUUGGAAUGGCAGUAUCACAAUAACACUUUACCAUUUUCUGUAAAACGACUUCGUGUCAUCGGUGACAGUGUUGAAGCGGUGAUAAUCAAUCUUUGGUUUCCGCUGACAUCUGUAGUUCUAUUUGGAUGGAAAGAGUUUAAACUGAGGUUUUUGUCCACUUUUUAUGUCGCUUUUAUCUUCGGAGGAAUGGUAAUAAUUUAUUACUUAUUUUUGCUAGUAUUUGGUGUCUACGAUACGCACAUGUAUUACAGAUAUCCUGCAAAUCUGCUGUUCUUAACUGGCAUAAUCUGCUGUAGCAUUGUCAUCCUGCGCAACAUCCGAGCGAACCGACCGAGCAAUUAUACACUGUCCUAUUCUAACGGUCGUGUUUUGGUUUUAGUUUCAACACAGUUCCUCGCAUCUUCCAUACUGGCAUUUACCUAUAGAUACUCUAUAGUGCCUUUUUUUAAUAGCAUAAAACAAGAAAAUUACAAAUUUAUGGUGGCUGCGAUCGCACCGGCGCUGACCAUCAUUCCUGCGGUGAUUUGUAAGCACAUAGCGUUGAGACAAAGUUCCGAAGUUGUAGACCCCGGCCGGAGUUUUGUCCUAGUAUAUUUUAUCCGAGGUGGUGUCAUACUCGUAUACCGCACAAUGCAAGCAGAUUUGAAAAGCAUUUGGCUUUUUAUUGGGUUAUCUCUGUUCUCUGGUUUUAUGAACUUUUUGGAAAAGGCGACCUAUUGA
This is a messenger RNA of Paramuricea clavata, 1086 nucleotides long. Lineage: Eukaryota; Metazoa; Cnidaria; Anthozoa; Malacalcyonacea; Plexauridae. The record is from the annotation of a GenBank genome assembly.